AUGGGGAAGAUGCUAAAAAAGACAAAUCAGUUUACCACAAGUCCUUCAAAGAAGAAUAGCAAUCAAAUUCUCUUAACAUUCUAUUUCAGAAAUCCACAAGGAUGGCUUUGCAGAUGCCGCUGUCCCCUCUCACCGCUUGCUGCAGCCGUGAUUAACCCCACCAUGUUCUUCGACAUUGUGGCCAAUGGCGAGCCCUUGGGCAGCGUCUCCUUCAAGCUGUUUGCAGACAAAGUUCCAAAGACAGCAGAAAACUUUUGUGCUCUGAGCAUGGGAGAGAAAGGAUUUGGACAUAAGGGUUCUUCCUUUCACAGGAUUAUUCCAGGAUUCAUGUGCCAGGGUGGUGACUUCACAUGCCAUAAUGGCACUGGUGGCAGAUCCAUCUACGGAGAAAAAUUUGAGGAUGACAACUUCAUCCUGAAGCAUACAGGUCCUGGCAUCUUGUCCAUGGCAAAUGCUGGACCAAACACAAAGGGUUCCCAGUUUUUUAUCUGCUCCACCAAGACUGAGUGGCUGGAUGGCAAACAUGUGGUCUUUGGGAAGGCGAAAGAAGGUAUGAGCAUUGUGGAAGCCAUUGAGCGUUUUGGGUCCAGGAAUGGCAAGACCAGAAAGAAGAUCGCCAUUUCCGACUGUGGACAACUCUAAUUCUUUUGACU
Messenger RNA from Microtus ochrogaster (prairie vole), 653 nucleotides. Its product is annotated as peptidyl-prolyl cis-trans isomerase A-like. NCBI's taxonomy places the organism in Eukaryota, Metazoa, Chordata, Mammalia, Rodentia, Cricetidae. The coding region runs from base 1 to 642 and encodes 213 amino acids. The record is from RefSeq and is a predicted model, not a curated record. The transcript has a single exon.